This is a messenger RNA of Monodelphis domestica (gray short-tailed opossum), 5610 nucleotides long. It is a transcript of the gene GCFC2, whose product is annotated as GC-rich sequence DNA-binding factor 2. Gene Ontology annotation, biological process: mRNA splicing, via spliceosome. Gene Ontology annotation, cellular component: nucleus. Lineage: Eukaryota; Metazoa; Chordata; Mammalia; Didelphimorphia; Didelphidae. Gene Ontology annotation, molecular function: DNA binding. The record is from RefSeq and is a predicted model, not a curated record.
CGCCCGCAGCCUGUCAGUAGCCGCCUGUCAGCACCGCCGACCCCGCCCCUACGUCACCACUGCGUCAUCCUACGUCACCGCGCCAGCUAGGACGUCAUGUGACGGCCGCCGCCCGGAAGCUGGGGGCGAGGCCCGGGGCGGGGACAGAGGCCGGACGAGAGGCCUGGAAGGAGCCUGGAGCGCCCCCUAGGGUGACCCAGGGGGAAACGGAGGAAGCCCGGAGAAAUGCAGCGGCGUCUCCCCGAUUGUCGGAAGCUCCUCCCCGGGGCAGGGGGACAGCCUGGGGGCCUCAGGGGCCCAAGAGAGGUGUGUGGAGCGGGAGAGCCGCCAUGGGCCCUCGGGCAGAGGAAAGGCUGGGAGCAGCGCGUCCAGGAGGCUCCAUGGGGGCGCGGCCGGGUGGAUGGCUGCUUCUCACCCCCAGAUCCAGCGCGGUGCCGAGCGUUUCCUGAGCGCUCCCUCCUCCCCCUUCUCUCCUGCGAUCCUGCCCCUUCCCUGGAGCAUGGCCUCCUCCAGCGGACCUGCCAUUCAGCCACGAAGGGCUUCCCAAAGCCCGGGAGCUCUGACUGCAGGGGGCGCCCCGUCUCUGCUUGGUUUGGCCUUCAAAGCUCUUCAUGAGCUUGUUCCCCCUUACACCUCGCUCUCCUGCGUCACCCCAGAGCUGGGCCUGGAGUCAGGCAGGACCCGAGUUCAAAUGUAGCCCGGCACACUGACUAGCCAUGUGACUUUGGGCAAGUCGAGAGCCUUAGGCUGUGCAGCAGGAUCACCUCAGGAGAAGGGGGUGGCUAAUGGGUUGGCCAAGCCUAGCCUCUCCCAUGAUGCUCUCUUCUGCACAGAAAGUGAGUAUAGGAGCUGUUGUCUCUCCUGGGUUCAGAAACUGAGCUGCUUCAGUUCAUUGGUCUCCCAGAAACCCUUGUUCCCAACUAUUCCAACUGCCCCUGAGUGGCAUCUGUUUCCAGCAUUCCAUCUCAUAUCUGUGUAGAGCAUUUCAUUCACCCUCUACCUUAGUUUCCCCAACUAUAAAAUGGGGAUCUUACUAGCGCCUACCUCAUGGGCAUAAGGGGUAAUUUUAGGGGGUUUUGACGAAUAUAUUAUCCUUAUGGUCGCCAGGGAUGAAUUCAAAUCCCAAUAAAAAUACUCAAGUCAGUUUGGGAAUUUUAUGGUGGUUUAAUUACUAUAAAGGGAAGGAAUUAAGAAGAAGAGAGAGAGAGAAAGGAAAUGAGACUUCUCCAGCCUAACCUGAGCCAAGGGGAGUUCGGAGACCUCAGCCAUGAGGCCUCCUCUGAGAUGAGGGGCCUCUUAGGAGGAUGGCGGUUUAGGAAAGGUAAAGGAAAAAAAAAGGAAUCAGCCUAAACUCUGAGAGAGCUCAGGGAAGAUGCCUCACCUGACCCACGCCAAGACGCCAAAAUGCUGCCACGAGCCACACUGCUGGUCAAAUCCAACGUCUCCGAGAGAGACCCUGGGCUCAACGCCUCUGCUGCCAAAGAGAGACCAGCAAGAGGAAGUGCUGCUAAUAUAUAGACCAUUUUUUAUAUCACUUCCUGCGUCUCACAUGUACCAAUGGUAGCUUAAGCUUGACUUAGGACAGCCCAGGGGUCUGUCAGCUGUUUCUGAUUUGUCACUUGCUAGCACAUGUCUGUCAUAGGUCAUCCAAAAUUCAACUGUUACGAUUAAAAUUUAGGGGAAACUGAGGCAAGGUAGAAAUUAGUUUCUCUCUGCAAGGAGUAUUAUAUUUUUAGAGGUUUAUGGAAGAUUAAAAUAUAAAGAAAAUACAAAUAAGAAAGGCACAUGUCUAGGCCACUCACAUCUUGCCGCAUGUGCUCCGAAGCGGAAGUAGGAAAGAGACCCAGUAGCCUUUACAGCCUGGUUAAAUAGAAAUUCUUGACCUUGGCCCAGGUGGAAAUCUCAGUGAGAUUAGAGGGCAUUCUGGGAGCUAGCAAGGACUCCUAAGGAUUGGAGUCCGGAGUUCAAGUCUCCAUUUUUACAUUCCUCAACACAACCCUUAAGCAGGGGUGUAGACAUUCCUGACUGCUAGAUUAAGCAGGGUAGAGUGAAUCUAAAAUCCACACGGGUUGUUUUAAGAAUCAAAUGGGGUAUUUGUAAAGUGGCUCAAAAGGGCAACAAAAUUGUGCUUAUUCCUUUCCCUGAUGUGGGCAUUUCCUCUGGCUUCCAUGCCUGGAAUGCUCUCCCUCUACAUCUGCCCCUGAAGCUUCCUUCUGUCCCUCAGCGAGAAGCCUUCUCUCUGCCCUGUGUUCCCUCUGCUGCUUCCCCCCUUGUUCUCCCAUCUGGUGGUGAUGGGGCAAUUCUCAGGCUUGUUCCAACUGCUUCCCCUUAGGGACCACAUCAAGUUACUUCCUCCUUCCUUCCUUGGCAAUGGAGCUCUCCAGUCAUUAGAGUGCAUAGUCAGUCAGCAGGAUCAAUACGGCGAUUAAACGCCUACUCAGUGCCAGCAGCAGAAUGCUAAGUAGACUGGUACUGAGGAGGCUAGAUGGCUAGCAGUGCCAGGCAGAAAGGAAAGGCCGGUCUGGUUGAGCACCCAGCGAGAAGCUGAGCAGCUAAAGCCAGGAGCUGGCUUUUGGCCCUCAAGGGAAGCAGGAGUCCUGGGCCUGCUGAGUGGAGGACGGACUGGCAUGAGGCUGCGGCUGAUUGGCUGGGGGUGGUUGGAAUCCUUCAUCCCGGAGGAGGACCAAGAUGGCAUCUUGGUGGGGUCUCUAGAUCUGGCUAGAAACUGAAGAGAAGUGAGGCAGGGAGGUACACAAUCAGCAGCCUCCCCUCCCUCCCUCUUCCAGAGGCAGGAGACAGUCAAGAUGACUGGGGAUGGCCUGGAUGCGGCAGGCGGCCCUGGCCUCCUCUAUGUCUGAUCAGGCCCUCUGGGCUCCACAGAGCCUGCUUCAGCCACCUUUGUGGCCACUGGAACAACUCGUCCCCAUCCUCCCCUUCCCAAGUCUGGGUCCCUCGGCCUGCCCAGGGGUGUGACCUCCCGGCAUGCUGCCGCUUCUUGGAGAGCGGGGGUCCCGGGGCUGAUGGGACUGUGGCCCCUGGUAGGCCGGCCGGGAGCCCGUGCUUUGCUGAGGAAGGUGGAGGGGCCGAGACUGGCAUGGCUGCUGGCCCUGGGCUGUCCUCUGUCUCGGUGCUCGGCCCAGGGCCUGGCACAUAGUAGGGGCUUUCCUGACUGCAUGCUGGAUGGGCUCUCGGCCCAUGUCCAGCAAGGCCACCUGGCCCCAGAGCCAGCCAGUCCCCUUCAAGCGGGCCGACCUUUCUAGGGCUCAAAAUGGAUGGAGGGACCCGAGGCCCCUACUUCACAUUUGGCCUCGGGCUCCACCUCUCCAACCUGGGCUGCACAACUACGGGAUGGGCGGGGCAGGCCGGCGGAGGGGCGGGGCCAGGCAGAACCGAGGGCCAAUGGCAUGGGCUCCACUGCGCAGGCGCCGAAAGUGGCGGCACAGUGCACUCCGACCAUGUCUCAGCGGCCUCCACGGAACUUCCGCCGGCGCCAGGCGGACUCGGGCUCCAGCUCUGACCCCGACCUCGACCCUGAGCCCAGUCCCGAUUCGGGCCUCACCGGCCGUGCCUCCGAGCGCGCAUCCGGGGCCUCAGGGAGUCGGGGCCGCGCCCGCGUCUGGGCAACUUCCCGCCGUGCAGAGACCCGGCCAGCUCCGAAGCGCGAGGCCCAGGACUUCUCCGGGAACAGCGGGGACUCGGCAGGCCGCCUCUCUGAUCCGCCGCGAGCCCCGGCCCACGCAGACUUCCUCCCUCUGAGUGGGAGUCCCCGGCAGCGCGGCCUUGCUUUGAAGGGGAGCAGUGACAGCGACUCCGAGGAUGAGCCUGACCCCCGAGGCCAAGCGACCUCCUGCAGCAGCGAAGGCCCCGAUGCUGCAAGCUCCGAGGAGGAGGCCCAGGACGCCUGGGAGACCCAGCAGAUGAGGAAGGCACUCCGAGUCCCUGGAGGGGGACCAGCCUCGGGCCUCUGCCACGUCCCGACGGGCCCCGCAGGGAAGAGAGUGUCCGACUGGGCCGGCUCCUUCCCCCCCGUGAGCCUGGAGAGCAUCAAGAAGCAGCUCAGCAGCCGGGGUCACCGGCUCUGGUCCGCGGGCAGGUUGGCGUCCCUGGAGGACGUGCACCGCUGCCACCAGAGGGAGUACGAGUGCCGCCGGCAGGACGCCGACAGCGCCAGGAAGGCCGUGGCGGCCCUGCAGGAGGCGCCGGACCCGGCCCCGACCUACGCCUUCUACAGGAGCCUGAAGGACUACCUGGCGGUGCUGCUCGACUGCCUGAGCGAGAAGACGGCGGCCAUCGAGGCGCUGGAGUCGGCCCUGCGCGCCCUCCUCCGGGAUCGGGCCGCCUCCCGCCUGAAGCGGCGGCAGGAGGAGCUCCGCAGCGAAGCGGCGCACCUGCAGCAGCUGGCGGCCAGGAGCACGGACUGCGCCCCGGACGCCCCCGGACUCUGCGAACAGGCCGCGGCCCGGAGGUCGCAGGGAAGCCGCCCGCAGCCUCGGGAAGGCCCGUCCAGCGAAGAGGAACCAGAGGAGGAGGCCGACCUCCGGGACAGGCAAGGGGACAUCUCGCGGCGCGGCCAUAGGGUGUUUGAGGACGUCGGCGAGGACUUCUCUGACAGCCGGAAGAUCCUGCUGAGAUUCGAGCAGUGGCGCGAGCGCUUCCCCGACUCCUACCGCGACGCUUACGCCAGCCUCUGCCUCCCCAAACUUCUCGGGCCCUUCAUCCGGCUUCAGAUGCUGGACUGGAACCCCCUCGAGCCGGACUGCGCCCCCCUGCAGUGCAUGGCCUGGUUCCAGUCUGUGCAGGAAUUCGCCGGCGGCCCAGGGGAAGACGGCCCCGACGGGGGGAUCCUGCCAGCUGCUCUAGACAAGACGGUGCUUCCUUACCUCACGGGCUUUGUCCGAUGCCUCUGGGACCCUCUGUCCACCUCGCAGACCAGGAGCCUUGUGCAGCGCUGUAGGGAAGUGCUCGGCCUGCGGGCAGCUGCAGGAGGCGGAACGGGGCUCGCCACUCAGGAUUUGAUGGACUCUGUUGUCUGGAGGUUGAAGAGGGCCAUCGAGGAAGAUGUCUUCAUUCCCCUUUAUCCUAAACGGGUCGUGGAGGACAGAGCCCUGCCACACGCCGCGUUCCAGGAGCGACAGUUCUGGUCCGCAGUGAAGCUUUGGAACAACAUCCUCCUCUGGGAUGGCCUCGUCCUGGACGACACCCUACAGGAGCUGGCCCUGGACAAGCUGCUCAAUCGCUACCUGGUCGUCGCGCUCUCCAAUGCCAGCCCUGCGCCAGACGUGCUUGACAAGUACCGCAGGGUGGUGGAGAGUCUCCCGGAGAGCUGGCUCGGCGCGGGGUCCUGCAUCCCUCGGCUCGCCAGCCUUGCCCAGGCGCUGGCCCGGGCCGCGCAGCAGCUGCACGACCAGGACGCCGGGCUCGGGUCUGCCGUGCGGGACCUGGUCCUCCUCUUGGUGAAGAUGAAGGCUCUGGCCCAGGCCCGGGCCUUUGUGGAAAGAAACGGGCUGGCCGCGCUGAGCCCCCACGUGGCUGGCCAGCUGUGAAGGGGGGAGGGGAGGGCGGAGAAGCAGCCACGCCGGAGGAGCCAGAUAAACUUUAUUGUGCCCGCGC